AUGGUUCAUUUCUCUCACCUUCAAGUUGAGGCACAUAAAAGUUGUGUUUACGGAUACAGAGGCCCCAGAUGUGAACAUGCUGUUUGUCCAUGUUUGAAUGGUGGCAAAUGUGAAGAUCAGUCGUCAGGACCAGUUUGCCUUUGUCCCCCAGGGUUUACUGGAGAUCGUUGUCAAAAAGAAACUCCACUACGGUAUCAUGUUUGUUUUGAUGGACCAAUAUGUGGAGACGGCGGAACUUGUGUACCAACUAGUAAUGUAUAUUCAGAAUACCGUUGCGUAUGCAAACGUGGAUUUGAUGGGUUACUCUGUGACAAGUGUUCGCCUGGUUUUACAGGUAAGCACUGUGAGAUAGAAAAAAACGAAUGCCUAAGCAAGCCUUGCGUUCGAGGACGUUGUGUGGCUAAAGAUGGCACUUAUUCUUGUGAAUGUCCCGACGGGUAUAAAGGCAAGAACUGUGAAAUACUGAUGGACCCUUGUCAGAAUUCUUCUUGUAAAAACCAAGCAGAAUGCAUUCCUGCGCAUGAUACAUAUUUUUGUAGGUGUAUGCCUGGUAAGUUGUUUCAUCACAGUAAACAUUUUAUUGGGUUUACUGGACGUUUCUGUGAUUUCCCAAUUGAUGUAUGUCCCGAUAACUAUUGCAAAAAUGGUGGCAAAUGUGUGCCAACUGAUUACGGUAGUUCUUGUAGUUGUGCACCUGGGUUCACAGGUCAUCAGUGUGAACAAGGAAUAGACGUAUGUAGCUAUAAUACAUCGAUCUGUCAGAAUGGUGGCACUUGCAUUAACAGAAACAACGAGUAUCACUGUAUCUGUGUGAGCGGCUGGGAAGGAAGGAACUGCGAGGUUAACGUCGAUGACUGUGUUGAUUCGCUUUGUGCCGAAGGCAGCAAAUGCAUCGACAGAGUAGCAUCCUACACCUGCGAGUGCCCGCAGGGAAAAACAGGAACUUUUUGCAAUCUUAGCGACCCGUGUAUUUUGAAUCCGUGUAAAGAGGGUAGUGAAUGCCUCGUCAACUCUGCCAACGGCGAGUACCAAUGCAAGUGCCAGAACGGUUUCACUGGCAAAGACUGUUCUACCGACAUCGAUGAAUGCGUCACGUUGAACAUCACUUGCGGAAAUAAUGGAACUUGUGUUAACACUAGAGGAUCAUGGAGGUGCGAGUGUGAUGAAGGGUUUUUUGGAGCGUUUUGUGCUACGACAGUUGAAAGAUGUUCUCCAAAUCCGUGCCUUAAUGGCGGCAGCUGUUUAGAUUAUAGAACACGAAGAGAAUGUGUUUGUAUUGGAGGCAAGUUUUCUUUUCCUUAUCUCAAAAAGUUUCAAUUAAUACAAUGUGAGAAAAAAUGUCCUGAUGGUUUUAUUGGGAAGAAUUGUGAGCUCCGGAAGUGUAAUGAUACUACAUGCCUUAAUGGUGGUGUAUGUUUGAGCGGUAUUUGUCGGUGUCCCCCUCAGUUUACUGGGAGCGAUUGCGAAGUAAGCGUCUCGGAUCCUUGUGCUUCACAGCCGUGCUCGAAAAAUUCAAUUUGCAAGCCGUCAGCAAAUGGCUUUGAUUACAUAUGUGAAUGUGCGCCCGGCUUCUUCGGCUUAGAAUGUCAACAGAAGGGAACUGACUGUAGUCUGAAUCCAUGUCAACACGGUGGAACAUGUGAAAACAAAAUAGGGGGUUAUAUUUGUCAUUGUUUGAAUGGCUAUUACGGACGGAGCUGCGAAAAGAAUUUUGAUGAUUGUUCACCAAAUCCGUGCAGGAAUGGUGGGACUUGUAUUGAUGGUGUCAACUCAUUUAUUUGUCACUGUCCCGUGACAUUCUUCGGAGAUCGCUGCGAAAUUCAAACGCAGAAUCCAUGUGAGAAAAAUAUCUGCAAAAAUAAUUCAACUUGCAUCCCAACAUCUGAUUUAAAACAUUACAAGUGUCAAUGUCGCGAAGGAUACGAGGGUACUUACUGCGAAAAUGACCUUGAUGGGUGUCGAAAAACGAAUUUCUGUAAGAAUGGAGGUACUUGUGACGAAUCUUUCGGGUCCUACAGGUGCUUAUGUCCAACAGACUAUUUUGGUAGAGCCUGCGAGUAUAAAAAGAAGUACUGUCGUCCAAAUUCGUGCAUCAAUGGUGGUCAGUGCGUUGAAGAAAAAAAUGGUUUUACUUGUAACUGUCCGUCGGGUUUCAAUGGGAAGUACUGUGAGAAGAGCAGUGGAGACUGUGAAGGAGUUAUUUGUCAGAAUGGCGGCACAUGCCGUGGACAGAUUAAUGGGUUCACUUGUCAAUGUAGAGUCGGAUUCAGUGGAAGAUGGUGCGAAAUAAAUGACAAUGAUUGCCAUCCAGGGCUUUGUUUGAACAAUGGCACUUGCAUCGAUGGAGUUAAUACUUUCCAUUGUGAGUGCUUGAGAGGACACACUGGCAGAAACUGUCAGAUAAAAGUGGAUUAUGAGGAGUACGCACGAACUGAUUUACUCGAUAGAGAGGUUUGUCGAAAGAAUCGCUGCGACGAAAAAGCUGGUAACGGUGUUUGCGAUGUUGAAUGCAGCUUCUUUGCUUGCGACUAUGAUGGUGGUGAUUGUAGUGCUAAAAACCAUCCCUUUGAAAAAUGUGCUUUAUCCAGUUUCUGCGCUCAUAAUUUCCACAACGACAGAUGUGAUCCAGCGUGUAACAACGAGGAAUGUUUGUUCGACGGUUAUGAUUGUGAUGUCGUUCGUGAAAAAUGUCACACAAAGAAUUACUGUUCUAAAGUUUUUGGGGAUGGCAAGUGUGACCUAGAAUGCAAUAACAGCGGUUGUGGAUGGGAUGGAGGAGACUGUGACGCUGUAGGGGACUCAAAGUUGAAUGGUAAUAUCGUAAUGAUAUUACUGAUCAAACCUCAGGAAUUUCUGAUGCGUUAUAAUUCGUUUUUACUGACAUUAAGUCAGACGCUACGUGCAUCUGUAAGAGUUAAAGUGGAAAAUAAGAGGCCACUUAUAUAUGAAUGGGAUUUUACAAAUGGUGUUGGUACUCAAGUGCUUGUUUCCGAAAACGCCUUUUCUGAACUUGCAGCCGACCACUUGAUAACGAAAAGGGAAGAACAGAGACUGAUGGGUACUAUGGUUGUUUUGGAAGUGGAUACAUCGUUCUGUACACGAGAUAGCCAUAUGAACUGUUUCAGCGACGUAGUGAGUGUGGCUAACUACCUUGGCGCAGCCGCGGCAAAACAAUUGUUGUCUGAUCUCGAUAUGCAAGUUUAUUCUGCGAGUGCUGAGUUGUCGUCAGAAAAGAAGGCAUCAACAUUGUCGACAUCUAUUAUUAUCUCAUUUCUUUUUGCUUUUUCUUUCGUUGCUGUGCUUUUUUUGAUAGUUCAGCAAGGUCGGAAGAGGAAGAUUUUAAGUGCUCCAAUCUGGCGACCUCCACUGAACGACAGUGGUAAUUUCUUCCAGUAUUUAUCUUGUCCAGAGUUUCUGAACAUAGGGAAAUCAUCUUCCACGAACAUCGACACCUUCACUAUUCAAAGCGGUUUUCACUAUUCGGAAUUUGGAUCUACAAAGCGAAUGCGGACAGAUAUUCAUCGGUCAAGUCUUUUUACUCCGGAAGAUACGCAGUCUUUCUUGACACAUACAAUAGAAAAGUGUCGUGAGGACGGACGCCAGUGGACUGAACUUCACGAGGAGGCUAUGCUGAAAACGCGCAUCAACACUCCGAUCAACUCAUCAAUAGUUAAUGUAAAAGGGAAGUACGGAAGGACAGCUUUAAUGCUCGUGGUUUUAAAUGAAAACAAAAGCGAAAUGACGGUUGAAGAAGACAUUGAAAACCUCUUGGAGGCUGGAGCUGGGAUCGAUUUAGCGGAUGACGAUGAAACUACGGCCCUUAUGUGCGCAGUGAAGAAGGCAAGGCUGUCAGUGGUUAGGUUCCUACUACAAAAAGGAGCUUGCGCAAACUUAGCAGACGCGCAAGGUAGGACAGUCCUUCACCAUGCCGUGGCUAUUGACUAUCCAGACAUGGUGCGUACGCUGUUAGAAACAGAUGUUAAUGUCAAUGCUUCUGAUUGUAAUAACCAAACUGCGCUAGUUUACGCCGCACGAUUCACAUUUCAUCCAGAUAUUGCUGAAGAACUACUGCAAGCAAAUGCUGAUCCUGCCUGUACUGGCGACAAGUCGUCUAUUGAGCACACUGGAAGAACUGCUCUUCAUUAUGCGGCGCAGUGCAACAAUUUAAAUGUAAUACAAAUUCUGGUCAGGCAUGGUGCAAACAAAGAUGCUCAAGAUCAACAAGAAGAGACACCUUUGUUCUUGGCUGCUUUAGAGGGCAAAUUUAAUGCUGUUAAACUACUAAUCAGUUUGGGUGCAAGUAAGGAUAUAUGUGAUCAGAAGGAGAGGUCACCUCGUGAUGUGGCUGCUGAAAGAAAAUACCAAGAGAUAGUUUCUUUCUUAGAUACAGUUUCUUCUCAAAGGGGACUUGCUUUAACCACCAGUAGAAAUAGCAUUUCUUUCGGUGGUCAGCUGCUGCGACAGAAAAAAACCAACAAGAAAUCUAAUCAAAAAGCUUGUAAAAAAGUGGUACCGUCAGUUUUCUCCUCGAGUGGGUUGGUUCACGCAGCGGCAAACCCUCUAACCCCUCCACUUUCUGAUGGUUCAAAUUACUCGACAACCCCAUCGCCAAAUGAUGUCCACUCGAACAUUCGAGGGUCGUUCCAUUUAGGCUUAUUUGAGACGUCGCUGCAAGCGUCCUCUGUGAUGCUUUCGCCCCAGUUCGAAACCUGUAACGGGCCCAGAUGGAGUCCACAGGAUAACUCGAGUGUUAUGGUUAACACACCAGCCAUGUGGACAAGGAUAGAGUUCCCUUACGAAGAACGAUGUUUUGUGCCCAAUGAUCAAUGUGCAAACCCAUAUCAAUAUCAGUAUCCUCAGGUCCAGCAUCCUGCUGGGUACUGUAACGUGUGA
Enterobius vermicularis (human pinworm) is the source of this 4893-nucleotide messenger RNA. The record is from the annotation of a GenBank genome assembly. NCBI's taxonomy places the organism in Eukaryota, Metazoa, Nematoda, Chromadorea, Rhabditida, Oxyuridae.